GUAUCUAGAAAUUAUUUCCAAGUUUAAACAACUACUGCCAUAAUAACUGAUGUGUGGUUUGUAACACCAAAAUCUCUGUCGAUACCUGACCAUCUCUGGUGACAUCGGACCAUUUAGUGGCCAAGCAACCGGAAAUAGAAAGAACUCACAACCGAUGACGAUUUGACUCCACCUCACGAUACCAUUUAGCAACAGAUGAGCAGCGCUUCAUGUUCAUUUUGUCGGGCCAGAGUGAAGCACAGCCGCCGCCGUGGUUUCCUGAAGGAAUACUUCACUGUGUAAAUGUUUGUCGGGGUCGCGGUCCGUCCCUCCGUCCCUUGCACCGUAGCUGGCUGAAACCGUUAGCGGCUUCCUCAUCCAGAAACACCCCGCGUGAGUCAGUGCUGCUGCUAGUUUCUGCGGCUGUUUCGCUAUGGAUGUGCUGUGGAUGAUACCGCUGCUGCUGCUCAUGAUUAUUCCGCUCCUGAUGUGCACCAGCAGCACGUUUGUUUUUUAUUUCAAAAAGUUCUUUUACGUGGCCUGGAUGAUGGUCUUGGCCCUCAUCGCUAUACCUCUGUGCAUACUAAAGAGCGGAGGCAGAGACAUUGAAAACAUGAGGAUCAUCCGUUUCAUGGUUCGACACGUCAAGUAUUUGCUGGGUCUUCGAUUUGAAGUGAGCGGUUGGGAGCAUCUGCAGACCGAGGGUCCCUACGUUGUCAUCUCGAACCACCAGAGCUCCCUGGAUGUUUUGGGCUUGAUGGAGAUCCUACCAGACCGCUGCACCACAAUUGCUAAGAAGGAGCUGGUCUACGCCGGUACAGUGGGCCUCAUUUGCUGGCUGGGCGGGAUUGUCUUCAUCAACCGCAAGAAGACGAGUGAUGCCAAAAGCGUGAUGGCUGACGCCGCCAAAACCAUGUUGGACGACCAGAUUCGUCUGUGGGUAUUUCCAGAGGGAACUCGUAACCAAAAUGGCGACCUGCUGCCCUUCAAAAAGGGUGCUUUCCACCUGGCAGUGCAGGCACAAGUACCCAUCAUACCUGUCGUUUUCUCCUCCUACAGCAACUUCUAUCUACGGAAAGAAAAGCAGUUCAAAUCAGGAGUCAUCAGAUUGAAGAUCCUUCCAAAGAUUGAGACAAAGGGGAUGACUUCAGACGACGUGUCAUCCCUGUCUGACAAAUCCUUUGACCUGAUGCGUGCUGCCUUCCUGGACAUCUCUGACUCCAUAACCCGGAGCAACGGGCCCGUAAGGCACUGAACAUUGAUCUUCCACCCGCCUCCUGUUUUUUUUUCAGCCCCAUGUCUGAGACCCACCCCUCCCCAAGACCUCCCCACUCUCCGCCCCAGGUUGUCCCACCGCCUGGCCAGGAAACAACGUGACACAAGUCUUUUUGUGAUGAAAGCUCUUCAUGUCUAGUUGACGCCUGGUCCGGUCCACCUCUUGCCUGAGCACACAGCACAGUCAGUCCUGACCCUCACUGUCCCAGCAGCAGCAGCUGCUCUGCACUUUGUGAGCGGAAUGACGGACGGCGAGCCGAACAGUCUGGGUGUGUGUUGUUCAUGCAUGCCUUUCGGAUGGCUCUGUCCACCUUUCAUCCUUGCUUUGGAAAGCUCAGCUUUCUUAUUGUCUUACUUUAUCGCUGUUUUCUACUUUUCUUUGGCCUUUUAUCUUCACCUGCUUUUGUCUGUUUUGCCUUCUGUUUAGCAGAUAAAUUUUGCGGGGUUUUUUCUGAUCAUAAAUGUCAGUGGAUAUUUAUGUUUUCCUCUCAUGCUGCCUUGGUUUUAGUUCUCUUCGGAUGCUUAAACAGACAUACACAAAAUCAAAGUACCUCAUCUCCUUACUUCCUUUGCUUUUACUGUUUUUUCUGUUUCUCCCCUUUGAGCAUUCCAGUCUUUUGCCCAAAGACAAAAAUGAGUGCGGGUCUCCACAAAGUGUGGAGCGUGUGGAAGGAAAGGACACCCACGACUUUCUCUAGCUCUGUCGCUCUGGAUUGAACUCUAUAUCCACAUUGGCUCAUCAACCCAAUGACCAAUAGCUCCAUGACACGCUUCAUGAUGUCAGAAGGCAAGGAAUGCAAGAUACCGUGUAUAACAACAGCACCCAUCUGUACUGGAUUUAUGGACUCAAGCGAACUGAUCACUUCUCAGUGUGUCGUAUGUUGGUGUAUCACUGUACAUUCUUCCAGUUUGUCUCUCUCUCCAAAAAUGAAUUGAAGCAACCGGUCUGCAGCAUUGAGCACCAAGUGUCCUCCAGCAGUGCUCUGAACUCAAACUCUAAUUUCACACUCUUGCUUUGUUGUUGUUUUGUUUUUGUUUUUUUUUUUUUGUUUUUUUUCAGGAUCACCUUUUUGCUCCUACUCAUAUACAAAGUGUCAAAAGAAGUGAAUUCUUUAAGUGCAAUGUCCAAUUCUUUCAGCGUUACUACUGUUCCAAAGUGCGAGCUUCCUGCUGUGCCAUGACAAAGAUGUUUUGGGAGGUUUCCAAUGUGCGUGGGGUUUUUUUUUUUUUUUUUUUUAUAUAUUACUAUCUCAUUACGGUCUGCUUAACUGCCGGCCCAAUGAAAUGAUUUAAGGCAGUUCUUGCCAUAAACAAGAGGAGGAAACCUAUGAGAUGAUUUAGAUCUCUAGUAUUUGUUCAUUUAUUAGGAUUAAACCAAGGAAUCCCAAAGUACUAACAAACUCGAGGAUCUAAUGACUGAAAAUGUGUUAUAUUGAUUGGGUAUGAUGGGAAGCCCUGUUUUUGUUUUGUUUUUUAAAAUCCUAAGAAAAUAAGUUAUUAUAUUUAGUUGUGAUGUUCUGAUUAUUUAACCUCACUGGAGACUAUUAGAUUAUUUAAACAGAAAAAGUGCAAAAAUUUGGCCCAAAUUUUGAUUGUUGGCAUCGUUGGGUGAGUUUUGCUCGAAAUGGAUUUGUUUUAUGAUUUGUACUGAAAAUGUCUUCGGACCACUGACUGAACCGCUUUCAUUUACACCCAGGUCUUAGUUUCACUUCGCUCAGAGUACAGCCACAAAAAUCAUUAAUUCUUCCCAUCAAACAUACUCUGACAAUGUACCACAGCAUUCAGGACAUUUGUUUGUUACUAAUUGCAGCUUUUUUUUUUUUUUUUUUUUUAAAUGACUUUUGCUUUCUUUAUUAGAAGUGUGACGUUGCCUUGCAUGUACUUGGCAUCAAAUGUAGGUGAUUUAUUGGGCUGGGCACAAGGCAUUAGGCUUAGUCUAACCUUGUUGUGCUCACUGACCUCCUGAGAGCUCAUGUGAAUGGAUUUAUGGGUACGUUGGUAGUACGCCCUGCUACGUGCGUUGCUGUUCGUAGUUGAGUGCACUUACUUUUAGUGAGCCCUGCUUUGGUGACAUGUUAGAGUCGGAUUUCAGGCAAGUUCCAAAGCCAGUUUGGAUCAUAAGCCCUUACUAUUAAUCACUACUAAUAACUCACCAACCUGUUCUUUAUUAUCAUUAUUAUUAUUGUUAUUAUAUUUUUCUUUUAGUUUUUCUUUCUUUUUUUUUUUUUGUUUAUUAUCCUUUUUGUUUUGUUUUGGUUUUUUUUGAGGGGGGGGGGGGCUGUCUAAGACCAGUUUUCACCUUUGCAGCAGGUGUUUCGAAUGUUCAAAAAGCACUCUACCAAAUCGGUUUCUUUCCAAAAACUAUCUAUACCAUAUACAUUUAUUUAAUGGGGUGUGCUAUCCAUUUAUUCCCUGUUCAUUGUGUGUGUUGGGGGUGUUUUGUACAAGAGAUUGUGUGAUUUGUUAGCUUUGGCUAACAGGCUCUGCAACAGUCCUGCCUGUUUAAUUUCUUCCCUUUGUGUUUUUUUUUUUUUUUUAAAAUCUUUUGUCUUUUUUUUUUUUUUUCCCGUAGGGCCAUUGUUUACAAACUGAAUAUUUUCCAAUAUCUUACAUAUUAAAGUAUUCGUAAAGCACUUUUCAUGCCGAGUUCUGGUGGGCGAAAAUAAAAAAAGAUGUUUGUUUUCACCAAAGCUAUUAAAGUGUAAUUUAGAUGGAUAUGAGAAACAGAGCUGACAUCCUGCAGAGCCGUGUGUGUGCGUGUGGCCCUUUAUUGUAUGUGUGUGUGUAUAUAUGCACACAUGGUAUAGAUGCCCAUUAUAAGUAUCCGGUUAAUAUUUAAUGUAGUGUUCUUGAUUUCACAUAUUCUGGGUAAAUGUGAAUGCCUUGCAUAACAUUAAGUAAAUAAAUUCUUUUUUUUUUUUCUUUUUUUUCCUUUUCUUAAUUGGUCAUGUACUGAAAUGCCUGUCUUGCCCUCCUCUGGGACUCGUUUUAAAAUCAGCAGUGGAAAAGGUACUUACUGUAUGAGAGUCCGCAGUAAUGGCUUUAAUCUGGGGUUCGACAGAACUUAGUUUGUUCCAGCUGUUUCUAGAAGUUCUCAAAGUUCACCGCACACCAUCAGACCAGAUCCAUACAUAAGCAGCAAACUACGCUCCGACUUAAAGUUGGGGCAUAAAGACCUGGAGGUACUUUGUUUCUAUUUUCCCUUUCUGCUACUUCAUAUUAAUAUUCCACAUUAACUCUGCGACAUUUGACUGCAUGUUUGCAGACAUGUUGCACUGUGAAGCACAAAAAGCGUUCUGAGACCUAAAACAUUUAAUUUCAUGGAGCAAAAAGGGGGGGAAAAGACAUUGCAUUGAUGUACUUUUAGGAAUUAUGAAUUUUCUAGAAUGAUUUUCUGAUUCUAAAGCAAUGAUCCCAUUUAUCUACAGAAAACAAUCAUUGUACAAAACUGUAUCUAUGUAAAGCAUCAUUUCUCAUAAUGUGGACUGUAGAUAUAUUUUUUUUCAAAAUCC
This is a messenger RNA of Oreochromis aureus, 4766 nucleotides long. RefSeq names its product 1-acylglycerol-3-phosphate O-acyltransferase 2 (lysophosphatidic acid acyltransferase, beta) (gene agpat2). Gene Ontology annotation, molecular function: 1-acylglycerol-3-phosphate O-acyltransferase activity. The coding region runs from base 413 to 1234 and encodes 273 amino acids. Lineage: Eukaryota; Metazoa; Chordata; Actinopteri; Cichliformes; Cichlidae. Gene Ontology annotation, biological process: phosphatidic acid biosynthetic process. The transcript has 6 exons. Gene Ontology annotation, cellular component: endoplasmic reticulum; membrane. The record is from RefSeq and is a predicted model, not a curated record.